Molecule: messenger RNA, 1881 nt
Organism: Volvox carteri f. nagariensis
Lineage: Eukaryota; Viridiplantae; Chlorophyta; Chlorophyceae; Chlamydomonadales; Volvocaceae
Gene: degO
Product: trypsin family
Exons: 11
Coding region: 1-1881 (626 amino acids)
Biological process (GO): proteolysis
Molecular function (GO): serine-type endopeptidase activity
Source: RefSeq, a predicted model, not a curated record
AUGGCUGGGCUGGCCCAUGGUUCUAGGAGCGGAGGUGGGGGGGCGGGGGGAGGGGCGGGGGGGGGGGGCCGGGGGGCGGCGGGGGUGGCCGCCUGCAAGUGCGAGCUGGCGGUGCUAGGAGUGAAUUCUCCGGAGUUUUGGGAGGCAGUGGUGCCGUACAACCUGGCAUCGUACGGCCUGCCGCACCUGCAGCAGCAGGUGGCUGUAGUGUCGUACGAGGAUGGCCAACCGAGGCCGCGGUCGGCGCCUGCGACCGUCAUGCGGACUGAGGUUGUCACGUACCCCUCCGCGAUGCAACGCCUCCUUGGCAUGACGGUGGCAGUUGGCCUCAGUAAGGAACAAAUUGGUUCGGCGGUGGUGGACUCCAGGGGCAUCCUCCUGGGCCUUGUGUUUGCGCGUACGGCAAGCAGUAGCGGCGCUAACAAGAAUGCCCGUGGCAGCGGCGACGGAGGCGGCAGAGGCGGAGGCGGCGAGCGCUGGGGCCAUGGGCGGCGGCGGGUGGGGCGGCGGGCGAGCCGACGAGGUCAAACGGAGGCGUCUGCGACGGCGGUCCCGGCGGCCGUCGUGGCGCGCUUUCUGGAAGAUAUUCAGCGGCAUGGCAGCUACCAGGGCUUUCCCACUCUGGGUAUUCAGUGGAAGCGAACCGAGUCGGCUGCGCUGAGGCGCUUCACGGGCAUGUCAGCUGAGCAGACAGGUGUGGUCAUCACAUCCCUCAACCCCACGGCAGCCCUGGCCGCCCUCGCCCAGCCCCUGGACGUGCUGGCAGCCGUGGGGGGUGCGGCGGUGGGCAAUGACGGCACGGUGGAGUUCCGGAACGGUGCGGACAGCAUCCACAUCUCCUACCACGUCAGCCAGUUCAGGUACGCGGUGGUUUCGGGGCUGGUGCUGACGGUGCUGUCGGCGCCGUUUCUGGAGGGCGCAUUCGGUCGUAGCUGGGCGGUACGAGCUCCCGCACAGCUGCUGCGGGAGUGGCACAACCACCCUUCCAGGGCGGAUGAGCAGGUGGUGGUGGUGGCGGAAUGCCAGGACAUGGGGCCGGGCAGCGCCACUGACGGCUACGAGCGACGAGCCGUCAUGUACCAGAGAGUAGUCCGCUGCAACGGCACCCACGUCGUAAACAUGCGGCACCUGGUGACACUGCUAGCGGAUGCUAUGGUUGCGGCGGCCACGGGUGGCGGUGGCGGAGCCCGCCGCAUCAACGGCAGACGCCACGGCGGCGCCGCGGCCCUGCAAACUUCGGCAGCGGCGCCAACAGAGGUAGCCACUAACGCGAAUGACGAAGACAGCGAAGGCGGCAGGUUGGUCUCCGAGUUGUCGGACCCUGCCGUAGUCUCCGCGAUCACCGCAUACGACAAGGAUGAAUCGGAUGCGAACCAUAACGACGACGGUGGUGGUAAAGGCCCGCCGUACGACCCGGAGAACUUGGUUCUGGAGCUAUCUAACCGGAUGGUCCUGGUGUUGCCGUUGCGGCGCGCCUUGGAGGACACUCGUGCGAUGCUGGAGGAGUUUGAGCCCCGGGCCUAUUCAUUCGCCAUUUCCACCCGAGCAAAGCCCCUACCAAGUGCGGCCAUCUUGGCAGCCCUCAAUUACCCAAGGACUCUCGCAAACUCCGGUUGGGAGCCCAGAGGGGAGGAGCAACGCCCGCAUUUGGCUGGCGCUGGCCUUCGCGAGCAGGCGACAGUCACAACCACGGAGGCCGAACAUAAGGACAGUGCGCCCCGAUUAGCAGCUGCGCCACGGGAGUGCUGCCGUGUGCGCACUGCGGAUAGAUUUACAUGUUGCACUACGUGCCAUGCGCAUGGCGAGGAUGCCCUGCGCCCUUCCCUCGGAGCCUGCCCCAGACCAGCAACUCCUCCCAGGUCCCCGUUUCCUGACAGAUAG